AUGCCACAGGCCCCACUGCAACCACCACCACCACUGAUCGCGAUACGAUCGAUGGCAGCCCCAGCGAUCGCAGCAACAUCGACAACCACAGCACCAAUGGGUGCUGGGAAUGCAGUAGUGAUGCUGCCACCACUGCCGAUCCCGACAGUGGUGGAAUGGUGGGUCUCAUUUGGGACCCACCAGUUCACACUAUACCACACGGAGGUGUGCACCGUGUGCUACGGGUAUCUCCAACACAUCGCGAUGGCACGCAACAUGGCCCCCUACCAGGAAGCCCACACAGAUGCGCUCAACGCUGAGCAGCACCUGUUCUGGGAGCACUUCUAG
This is a messenger RNA of Sparassis crispa, 327 nucleotides long. RefSeq lists its product as hypothetical. The coding region runs from base 1 to 327 and encodes 108 amino acids. The record is from RefSeq and is a predicted model, not a curated record. Lineage: Eukaryota; Fungi; Basidiomycota; Agaricomycetes; Polyporales; Sparassidaceae. The transcript has a single exon.